Epinephelus fuscoguttatus (brown-marbled grouper) is the source of this 3512-nucleotide messenger RNA. Its product is annotated as oocyte zinc finger protein XlCOF6-like. NCBI's taxonomy places the organism in Eukaryota, Metazoa, Chordata, Actinopteri, Perciformes, Serranidae. Gene Ontology annotation, cellular component: nucleus. The transcript has 4 exons. Gene Ontology annotation, molecular function: DNA-binding transcription activator activity, RNA polymerase II-specific; RNA polymerase II cis-regulatory region sequence-specific DNA binding. The coding region runs from base 176 to 2623 and encodes 815 amino acids. The record is from RefSeq and is a predicted model, not a curated record. Gene Ontology annotation, biological process: regulation of transcription by RNA polymerase II.
CUUUUCAGAAACGUACAGGCUGCUAUGGCCGCCAUAUCGGACAGUUGACUUUACGGUUAUACGGAAGAAAAGGUGUUAAUGUGUUUAAAGUCCAAGUGACUGAUUUAAGUUACUAUUUAUGCGUAAAUACCCCGCGGACACAGUGGGCUGAGUGUUUUAAUUUGACUGAAGACCAAUGGAGGCGAGGUUCGGCAGCGAAGUGGCGUCUAUCGUGGAAGUCGCCAUCCAGGCGACCGUGUCUGUUUUCAGAGACUUCUGGGCGAAAGAGGCGCCAAACACCGAAUGGGAGGACGCGAAGGUCGGCGGCGAAAUCCAGGAGAUAGAGAAAUGUCUGGUGGUCCAGAUCCACAAAGUGUUCACGGAGUUCUCCUCCGAGCUGUUCGAGGAGAACGAGGCUCUGCGGGCCAAAGUGGAGCAGCUGGAGGACGUGCUGCAGAGGAAAGCCGGGCAGCUGGAGCAGGAGCUGGAGGCCAGAGUGGGUCAGCUGGGCAAAGAAAUGGAGCAGCUGGAGAAGGAGCUGAAGAGCAUCAGUGAAGGCACCAACAGGUCCCAGGGAGACUCGACACGUAUACUGAUGCAGGACGGCUCACUGAUAGGAGCACCAGUGUUGACGGCCUCCACCAGUCCUGCUGCAAAGAAGUCCACCUCGAACUCUCCUUCAGUUUCAUCAGAGAGCACUGACGCUGUUCUCAACUCCACAGCUGGAUCUGUGACUGUCCCAAAACCUGCAUUAGCUCCGAUGGUGUUUGUUGGCAGAGUCAGCUCCGCUCCCACAUUGCUGUUGCUGGGUGCCAGUCAAGUUGUCACCCAGCCCUCCACAUCAGUGACGGCCAUCUCUGAAACAAUGGAAGCAACACAGCUCGUCCUCAAAUCAGCAGCCUCGCCAGGGUCUAUGCCUCAAGACGCCCCAAGUCCAGACUCAAGCAUCGUCAGUGGUGUCGACUUGGUACAGGAAAAGAAAUCUGUUGACAAGGCACCUUCAGGGAGAAAGAGGAGGACCAGGAGAGCACCCUCCAAAACUGAAGAAGUUUCCACUGAUAACAGCGCAGUAGAGAAAAAAAUCACAUCAGCUGGAACACAGGCAAAAAGGCCUAAAAGAAAAGAGUCACAAACAGUGAAGAGGUUCUCCUGUGAGCAGUGUGACGUCAGUUUUCAUUGGAAGAGUGAACUGAAGAAACACACGAAGGUCCACAAGAAACCUUUUCCUUGUGAGCAGUGUGGCAGAAGUUUCCUGGAAAAGAAGUCUCUGGAAAAUCACCUCUUGCGUCACGAGGCAAGUAAAGCCCCCCUGCCCUUCCCGUGUCCUCUGUGUAAGAGAUCGUACAGAAGAGAGCAGUCGCUUCAGAAUCACAUCAAGCUUCACCAGCGGCUGAAACCACCAAAGCCGUUCACCUGCGAUCAGUGUGGGAGAACAUUCAGAAUCAAGCAGUCUCUGGAAAACCACCUCCUGCGCCACGAGAAAUGGAAGCAGAUGGUAAAGUGCCAGCUUUGUGACAAGACUUGCAAGACGUCUGUCCAGCUGAAAUGUCACAUGGCGGUACACUCAGAGGAGAGACCAUUCAGCUGUGCAACAUGUGGGAAGGAGUUCAAGAGUAAAGACACCCUUCGCUUCCAUCAGAUGGUUCACUCCAACGCCAAAAAAUACAAAUGCACAAUGUGCGACGAGACUUUCAAAUAUGCCCACUCCCUGACUGUGCAUAAGAGGAAACACACAGGCGUCACUCCGUUCAUAUGCACCGUGUGCAACAGGUCAUACAGGACUGGCACCGCUCUGAAAAGACACAGCAUAGUCCACACUGGGGAGAAACCGUUCACCUGUCACAUAUGUGGAGCAAGGUUCAGCCUGAACAACAACCUCAAGAGGCACCUUCGCAUUCACACAGGAGAGAAGCCAUUCACCUGCCAGGAGUGUGGCAAGAGCUUCUCAGACAACACCAAGUUGAAGUCCCACAUGCUCAUCCACGGUGCCAGAAAACCUUUCAUGUGUGAUCUGUGCGGGAAGACCUUCCUCUUCAACUGCAGGCUGCUGAUACAUCAGAAGUACGUGCAUGCAGACAGGAAUGAGGAAACGGACGGCACACAAAGACUUCUCCAGACUAGAAGGCGAAACAAGUCGUUGGUUAAACCAUUCAGUUGCAAAAUAUGUCUGAGAGGUUUCAGCGCCGCAUGUUCCCUCAAACUUCACGAAAAAGGCCACAGUGAGCCCAAGGAGUUCAACUGCAGCAUAUGUGGGAAGUCUUUCCACAACAAAUACUCGUUCAGCUAUCAUCAGAGGAGCCACUCGGGGGAGAAGCCCUUUGUGUGUGAUGUGUGCGGAAAGAGAUUUUUCCAUGCAGGUAGUCUGAAGCAGCACGAGCGGAUUCACACAGGUGAAAAACCAUACAAAUGCGACCAGUGCGACAAGGCCUUCAGAACAGACGGAAACUUUUACAGACACUUGCGGAUCCACUCGGGUGAGAAGCCAUUUGAGUGUAUGUUCUGUCUCAGGAAGUUCCACCAGUCAAACCAGCUCAAGUCCCACAUGCAGGUUCACACGGGGGAGAAGCUCUACUCGUGUCAGCAGUGUGGCCGGGGUUUCUCUGACUCAAGGCAGCUCAAGAAGCACAGCUGUGACGGGCCGUAGGUGAUGUGAUGCUGUGGUGUGUUGGACUUGGGUUAAUCUAAAAGUCAAUAAUGAAACAGCAGUUUGUUAUAUUAAGGGAAACAAAAUGACUUGUGUGUGGCCUUUGUGCUCAAAAUAUUGCUUUACAAAAAUAACUUAAUGGGUGUCAUGUUCAUAAUUUGUUAUGGGGGGCUGUUACAGUUCACUCAGUUAACAUACUAGCUUAUUGACUGAUUUGUAUGUUUAGAAAAAAUACACUUGUGAUAACAUCUCAGUGGCAGAUGAUUUUGUUUUUGCUUUUGGUCAGUUUAACUUUGGAGUUAUAACACUUGAGGGCUCUAUUAACUCACUUGUUAUCAUGCUUGAUAUGCUAGAGUAAAGGGAUUAAUCAAAAGUAAAUCAUACAGAAAUUUACAGUAAAAGUAGUUGCAGCUUCUCUUAAUUGGAGUAUUCACAGUAGAGGUAGGCAGCAUUGUUCGUGGCAUUUACACUUCUGUUUUUGUCCCUAACUAUUAAAAACAUUUAAAAAACAUUGAGGCCAUAUAAAAACCACAAAGUUAAAAAUGUGAACUUCCAAAUACACAUGUAGAGGUAAGAUAAUGUAAAUGUUUUGAAGGUGAUAAAUGCAGCAACGAUGCCAGUAUCAUGACUUCAAAAUAUGUUUUUGUAGUUAAACACAGCAGCUAAACCUUUUCCUCUUCUCCAGUUGAGCUGAUAAAAAUAAUUUUUGAAUGGCACUGUUUUUUUUGUAUUAAUUUAUGUUUAUUAAUUCGUAAUAAUCAACAAAAUGCCAUUAAGAUGUAAUUACUUUAAAAGAAAAAAAUGAAGCCGCAAAAUAGCUUUCUAGUGUACAGUUUGUUUAAUAUGGCAGAGUGCUGAUUUUUCUUUCUGUUAAUGUAAUUAAAGCUAA